Molecule: messenger RNA, 1473 nt
Organism: Rhizophagus irregularis DAOM 181602=DAOM 197198
Lineage: Eukaryota; Fungi; Glomeromycota; Glomeromycetes; Glomerales; Glomeraceae
Molecular function (GO): protein binding
Source: RefSeq, a predicted model, not a curated record
AUGGAACAAAAUUUUAAUUUAAUAUAUCAAACAAGUUUUGAAAAUAAUUCUUUUUUGGAACUUCAAAAGUAUUGUACUGAUUUAAUGUCUAAAUAUCCAGAUAAGAUACUUAAAUCAUUAGAUUUCUCUUCAGUUCCAGAAAAAAUUUUGAUCUCACUUAUUCAAAGCGAUAAUCUUCAAAUGAGUGAAAUUCAAGUAUGGGAGAAUGUUCUUAAAUGGGGUCUUGUGCAAAAUCCUGGUCUUUCUUCAAAUCCCUCUAAUUAUUCAAAAGAUGAUUUUAAUUCUUUAAAGAAUACUUUACAAUCAUGUAUUCCUUUUAUUAGGUUCUACAAUUUAACUUCUCAAGAAUUUUCGGAUCAUAUUCUACCUUAUAAGGAAGUUCUACCAGAGGAAUUAUAUAUGGAUUUAUUAAAAACCUUUUUAAGUUUAAAUCCUAAUAGCAAGCCAGGUCACAAAUCAAAUCCUCGUAUGACUAAAGAAAUAACUCCUCCACCUCCUCCUAGAUCGUCAUAUUCAUAUUCUAAAAAUACUUUCGACGAUUUGGAUAAACAACCACAAUUAUCUUCCAGUUCAUCAAAUUACAAGGGAGAUUUAAUUGAUUUUUCUGCAUCGACCCUUUUUAAUAGCAAUCCAAUUCACAAAUCAAAUCCUCGCAUGACUAAAGAAAUAACUCCUCCAUCUCCUCUUAAACCGUCAGUUUCAUAUUUUAACGAACCACCACGAUUAUCUUCCAACCCAUUUGAGACCUUUUUAAGUUUAAAUAGUUUAAAUACUAAUAGCAAGCCAAGUCACAAAUCAGAUUCUCGCAUGACUAAAGAAAUACCUCCACCACCACCUCCACCUCCUUUUUUUAACCCGUCGUAUUUAUAUCACAAAUCAAAUCCUCGCAUGACUCCUCCACGUCCUAUUACACCAUCAUAUUUUAACGAUUUGCAUAAACUACCACGAUUAUCUUCCAUUUCAUCAAAUAAGAAUGGGGAUCUUUCUUCUGCAUCGACUUACCAGGAAUUGACCCCAUGGAAGGGAACCCAAAACAUUCAAAGAUCAUUACCUGUUAAAUUAGAUCAAGAAUUUUCAGAAGAGUAUCAAGAAACAUUAAUUCGUUUGAAAGACAUGGGAUUCAAUAAUGAAGAGGAAAAUCUUAAAGCUUUGAAAGAAUUUAAUGGAGAUUUGGAGCGUGUUAUUGAAAAUCUUAUUUCAAAAAUGUAAACUAUGUAUUUUUAUUUAUGUUUAAAAAGAAACAUAUCAUAAUUUUAUAUUUUUAUAAGCUACUUUAAAAAGAAAUUAAAUUAUUAGAUGUUAAUAUGAGUUUUAAUCAAUAUCUUAAUAAUGGUGUUCAUAAGUUAGCAUCAUAUCGUAUUUUAUCCAACUUUUUGUUUAAAAAAGAUUAUCAACAUACUAGAAUACGUCACCAAAUAAAUUGAGCUCAACGCUCUUUAAAUUAUAAUGUUUAAAAAAUUUUUUCUUUUUUUU